Molecule: messenger RNA, 2399 nt
Organism: Pieris brassicae (large cabbage white)
Lineage: Eukaryota; Metazoa; Arthropoda; Insecta; Lepidoptera; Pieridae
Product: probable cytochrome P450 4d20
Exons: 10
Coding region: 21-1547 (508 amino acids)
Molecular function (GO): heme binding; iron ion binding; monooxygenase activity
Source: RefSeq, a predicted model, not a curated record
GUUAAGAGCUAACAGUGAACAUGUUUUUCAUACUUGUGGUGACCGCAGUGGUUUUAUUGUGCACAUAUGAGUUUAUGCGUCGGCGCAGUCGGAAUUGGAAGAUGCUUAGUCAGUAUCCUGGGGACUAUCCACUACCGAUCGUCGGGAAUGGGUUCCAAUUGGGAUUCGAUGCUGACGAUUCUUCCCACAAGUUAAUGGAAUUAUGGAAGAAACACGGAAGGACCAACUUCCGAAUGACAGUGGGAUCUGAAGAAUGGGUGCUUCUGUCAAAUCCAGAUGAUAUUGCGACUAUUCUUAAUCACCCAACGGAACUCGGAAAGCAAGUUGAAAGAAACACAGCAAUGCAACCGUUCUUUGGAAAUUCUGUCUCAACUUCAGAAGGUGAACGUUGGAAAACAAUACGCAAGUUGAUGGCGACAAGUUUCCACUUCAAAACCCUAGAGAAGAGGGUAGAGCACGUAAAUAAACACUGCGACAGCUUGUUCGAGGUUUUUGACGAUCACGACGGUACUGUGGUCGAUAUGUACCGCUAUUUGAGACCGUAUAUGUUCGAUAUUCUGUGCAAUUCACUUAUGGGUGUCAAUUCGGAUCUUCUUGCAACCCCGGACCAUCCUUACUUACAAGCCAGUGCCAAAGUAGUUAAUAUCAUAACACAGAACUUUUUCUCGUAUUGGAGGAACAUCAAGUUUAUUUUCCAACUAACACCAUUUUACAAGGAAAUGACAGAGACCAUAAAAACCAUUCGAGACACAAGCACUGUCAUAAUUUCGGAGAGAAAGAAGGCGCUUAAAAAAAUAAUUAACGACACUGAAAAUAACAAUAGAAACGUUGAUGUUGACUUGGAGGAGAUAUUGGGGAACAAAGUGUCUGAUGAUAUGUGUCUUUUGGAUAAAUUCCUUUUGAGCAAAAUGUAUAAUGGAGAGCCACUUCCUGAAGACAUGAUUAAUGACGAAAUAACGCUCGUUACUUGGACUGGACACUACACGACAACAAUGACGAUGGCACACACCUUAUACUGUAUAGCCAAGUACCCAGAGGUACAGAAGAGAAUUUUAGAAGAACAACGAUCUAUUUAUAAUAAGGACUUUUCCAAAAAACCGACCAAUACUGAAUUGACAGACAUGAAAUAUCUCGAGGCAGCCAUUAAAGAAAGUAUUAGAAUGAUACCCACGGUUACGAAAAUUGGAAGACAGCUAAAAAAUGAUUUAGAAUUUAAAGAUGGUAGAAAGGUACCAGCCGAUACAACCGUUGUAGUAUUUUAUGAAGCCAUAUAUCAAGACCCGAAGACGUUCCAUGAACCGGAGAAAUUUAAUCCAGAAAGAUUCUUUGAGCCAAUGCACAAUCAUGCUUUUGUUCCGUUCAGUGCUGGACCAAGGAAUUGUUUAGGUUUCCGGUUCGCGUGGGUGGCAAUGAAGGCUACCAUAUCCAAUAUUAUCAGGAGGUACGAGCUUUCCCUCGGCGGUCCCGGUACAGAACCACAAUUCGCUUACAGAAUAGUAACAGAAUCCAAAAAUGGUUUACAACUUAGACUAAAGAAACGAACCUAGAUCCAUAGACUGCCCUAAAAAACCUUGUGACCAAGUCAAUAUUUGAUAGUUAAUUAAUUAAUAAGUUAAAAUCCCAAAUAAAUAUUUUUGAGCCAUCCUUAUUCGGGUGUGGUAGAGAUGAAACUGUAGAGAAUCUUACGUUACUUAGUUCCAUUUGUAUAAAAAUCCGAGAAUAUAUAUGUCUUCCAACUACCAAUAACCGGCAAGUAAUAGUAUAUAUACUUAGUAAUCAGGCGAUUGCCGUUCUUAAAAAUUAACAAAACAAAUUUCACUGGCUAUUAGUACUAUUAGAUACCCGUUAAUUUUAUUAGUUAUUUCAAUUUCAAAGGCUUUAUUAAAAAAAAUACAAGAGAAAAGUUUACAAUUUUUUUUUUUGUUUCGUUGCACGGCUGUUCUCUUGUACAGCUUGCCCUUGUGCACAAAUGCCAGCUCCAGCUGCUUCCAAUGCUUCCUAUCCCUGGCAAGUAUUUGCCACAGAGGACCAGACCUAUUUUAAAGUCUAUUUUAUCUGCCCAUCGCGCGCAUGGACUACUUCUCCUCCUGUCCAUUGAGUAACUUCUUUCAAACAUUUUUCUCUCUGAGCAGGUGCCCUUACCGUCUCCAUUUAAGCCUUUUGGCUCUGUUAGUUAUUAUAUAUAAUAAAUUCUUUGUUUAUAUAAAUUAAAUGCGAACAUAUUAUGAUUUAAUCUCAGCGGUUUAUGGACAAGGACAAGUAUUAUACAUAUAAUGUUUUUCUUUGUGAUAAUUUUUCAUUACGAAAUUUCUAAUAACAAUGAAUUAAUUACCUAAUCGUUGCAUUGUGUGAAAAUUAGAUUAAGAAAAUUUAUUUUAAUCGUUUCUAUAGUAAACGGA